Messenger RNA from Ostertagia ostertagi, 765 nucleotides. The record is from the annotation of a GenBank genome assembly. NCBI's taxonomy places the organism in Eukaryota, Metazoa, Nematoda, Chromadorea, Rhabditida, Trichostrongylidae.
AUGCCAUCGUAUCAACCACAACAAAUCCGAAGCCCACUUCCUUUCCUAGUAUUGGGCUUUUUGUUGUUCGCCUAUGGUGGACAUUCAGCCUCCCCCAUUAUUCAACAUGACAUGAAAAAUCCCGCCGAGUUCACAAAAUCCGUCAUAUUGGCUUUCACAAUUAUGGGUAUUAUGUAUGGUCCCGUGUGCAUAAUGGGCUACCUGACGUACCACGAUUCAAUCAGGGACUCCAUUAUUCCUUCCAUUCAGACUGUAUGGAUCCAACAAGCAAUCAACAUUCUUAUCACUGUACAUUGUAUCCUAACGCUCACUAUUGUAUUUAAUCCACUGAACCAGGAACUUGAAGAUCUCUUCCACUGCCCACAUCGUGAGUUUCCUCAGAAAAUUUUCGGUUGGCAACGAGCUUUGAUCAGAACGGUUACAAUGUUAGCAGUCGCGUUCGUUGCCGAGAGCAUACCUAACUUUGGUCCGCUGCUUGAUCUCUUUGGAGGUUCGACCCUAACUUUAACGUCAGUUAUUCUACCAUGCCUCUUCUAUCUCUACUUGAAUGCACGACUAGAGAAGGAAAAGGAUAUUGGCGAAAAAGACGACAGACCGGUAUCAUUCAGCGAAGUAUUCAAGUACAACCCUCGACCUACGCUCAUCAUCUGCGUUAGCAUAAUAGUAUUCGGUCUUAUCGGCGGAGCAGCUGCUACGUUUUCCGCUAUUGUCGAAUUAACCUCAACCAACUUCCUGUUGCCCGUGUUACGUCAGUCCAUUCGUUAA